AUGGCUUCACCACGUGUUUUUAUGGAUGUGACUGCUGACGGUCAACCUUUAGGGAGAAUUGUAAUUGAGUUGAAAGCUGAUGUCACACCUAAGACUUGUGAAAACUUUAGAGCAUUAUGCACUGGUGAGAAGGGCUUCGGCUACAAGGGCUCCACCUUCCACCGUGUCAUCCCUAACUUCAUGCUCCAAGGUGGUGAUUUCACAAACCACAACGGCACUGGUGGAAAGUCCAUCUACGGAGAGAAGUUCGCUGAUGAGAACUUCGUCCUCAAGCACACUGGCCCCGGUGUCCUCUCCAUGGCCAAUGCUGGACCCAACACCAAUGGCUCUCAGUUCUUCAUAACCACUGUCAAAACCUCCUGGUUGGACGGCAGGCACGUCGUUUUCGGUAAUGUUGUGGAGGGUAUGGACGUUGUCAAGAAAGUUGAAACCUUCGGCUCUCAAACUGGAAAGCCAUCCAAGAAAGUCAUCAUCUCCGACUGUGGUCAACUGUCUUAA
Leptosia nina is the source of this 498-nucleotide messenger RNA. Lineage: Eukaryota; Metazoa; Arthropoda; Insecta; Lepidoptera; Pieridae. The record is from the annotation of a GenBank genome assembly.